Aspergillus sclerotioniger CBS 115572 is the source of this 1509-nucleotide messenger RNA. RefSeq names its product sugar transporter. Gene Ontology annotation, biological process: transmembrane transport. Gene Ontology annotation, molecular function: transmembrane transporter activity. Lineage: Eukaryota; Fungi; Ascomycota; Eurotiomycetes; Eurotiales; Aspergillaceae. The transcript has 6 exons. Bases 1 to 1509 code for a protein of 502 amino acids. The record is from RefSeq and is a predicted model, not a curated record.
AUGUCAAGUGACCAGAUUGAAGAAGAGCCCUUGUGGGUUCCGGGGACAAUCGCCCUCGAGGAUGUUCACAAUACCAGAGUGAUCCUCUUUCCCACUCCCUCUACUGACCCGGACGAUCCUCUUAACUGGUCGACGGCACGGAAGGCCCUCAAUUACACCAUCGUCAGCUUAUUUAUUCUUUUUACUUUCGUGGAAUUGGACAUCGGCUUCACCGCAUGGGGUCAAAUGCAACUUCACGCACGUAAAUACGGUCGUCGCCCUAUCUAUAUUCUCGCUUCGAAUGCAGAAGUCUAUACUUUCGGUAAUUAUAUCGGGGCUAACCUGGUUUCCGGUCUGGGUGGUGCCAUUAGUGAGGUCAUUGUGCAAAUGACUGUGGCAGACAUUUCCUUCGUGCAUCAUCAUGGUACAAUGAACGGCUUGUUCGUGCUUUUCGAGUCAAUCGGUGCAUUUUUGGGCCCUGUUGCAUCGGGAUACAUUGUGCAGUCUCAGGGUUGGCGAUGGACAUGGUGGUGGUGUGUGAUCUUCUUUGGCAUCAUCUUAGUCUGCGUCAUCUUCCUCUUCGAGGAGUCGAAAUUUGUCCCCAUCUUGGAUGCGCAAGAUAUUUCUCCGGCCGCUCGACGAGUGACGGCCGUAGAAUACCCUGAAAGUUCCCGAGCUCCCAAGGCCAAACGUCCGUCCGACGACAAGAAGGGCAUUAUCAAAUCUGUGGUAACAUACGACGCACCUUGCCCUGAAUUCAAAUCAAAAACCUACCUCCAGAGAAUGGCUUUCGUCACACCAUCUAGCGAGUCCAUAUGGUCUCAUGCAUGGUAUCCAAUCAUAACUCUGUUUACCUUCCCAGCUGUUUCAUAUACAGCAAUUAUAUACGGCUCUACCUUGUGCUGGUUUGCCGUCAUGACAUCGCUCCAGGCGACAUAUAUGCUUUUGCCGCCUUAUAACUUUAGUUCGAUUGGUGUUGGCCUGAUGAAUGUGGCACCUAUUAUUGGGGGACUGCUAGGCUUCCCGUUUUCGGGCUAUUUGAGCGACAGAUCUAUCAUUUGGCUCUCUAAGAAGAAUGGCGGCAUUUACGAGCCCGAGAUUCGUCUCUGGCUUUUGCUCCCUAUGAUCAUCUUGGGCCCAGGGUCGAUUCUGAUGUUUGGCCUUGGACUCGCUUAUGGUGCUCACUGGUCCGUUCUAGCCAUCGGCUACGGUAUAUAUGGAUUCGUCUUUUCAUCUGCUGGUGGUCUCUCGCUGUCAUACCUCAUGGAUUGCUACCAGGACAUCAUUGGUGAUACUCUAGUUGGUGUGGUAUUCGUACGAAAUGUGAUCUCGGUUGUCGUUCUCUUCGCAUUGACUCCCUGGGUUGACGGCAUGGGCCUUCGGAACCUUCAUAUCCUGCUCGCCGUCUUGGCCUUUUGCAUCUACUCACUACCAAUUGCUCUUCUGAUAUGGGGAAAGAAAGCAAGGGCUGCUACCGCAUCAACUUAUCGGGAGAUGGCGGCGAGUCAAGUUGACCAUCGAGCAGUAUGA